This is a messenger RNA of Metarhizium acridum CQMa 102, 1782 nucleotides long. NCBI's taxonomy places the organism in Eukaryota, Fungi, Ascomycota, Sordariomycetes, Hypocreales, Clavicipitaceae. The record is from RefSeq and is a predicted model, not a curated record.
AUGUUCCAAGACUCCAGCCCCAGCGAGCCCUCACCCGGCGACAGACAAGCCCAGAAGCGCACGCGGAUCCUCUUCUCCUGCGCACCCUGCCGCAACUCCAAGCUCAAAUGUGACCGCCAGCAGCCAUGCUCGCAGUGCGAGAAGAAGGGCCGCAUGGACCAGUGCGUCUACGCCCCCAGGCCCGUCAAGAAGAAGCCCCCGGCCAAGAACAUGGCAUCGCGCCUCAAGCGCCUCGAGAGCCUGGUGCGGGAGAUGAUGGGGAACGAAGGAGAUGCGAAGCCGCCGGGGAGAAGCAACGAGGGGAGUGCCGUGCCCUCGUUGGAGGGCCACGUUGUCAACGGGGAGCAUGGGACGACCUACGUUGGGGCCACGCACUGCAUGGCCAUGCUCGAGGAUUACGCCCGGUUCUGGCAAGACUCCAACGACGUAAGCCUCCACUGGCUCGCCCAGCUGUUCAUGAUGCUCGCGCUGGGCAUCUUCUUCGACAACUUCGCCGCCCCCCACGAACUCUCAGCCGACUCGCCCGUCCCCGUCUUGGACCGCAUCAAGCACUACCGCUCCUGCGCCGGCUGGGCCCUCAUCUGGGGCAAAUACACGCAGCCCACGUCCACGACGCUGCCCGCGUUCCUGCUCUACGUCGAAUCCCACUUCAUGUUCAGCCGCGCCGCCCAGAUGAGCUGCUACGUCCUCUCGGGCGUGUGCAUCCGGCUCCUGCUCAAGAUGGGCCUCCACCGCGACCCUUCCAAGCUGGCAAACAUAUCCCCCUACGAAGGCGAGAUGCGGCGGCGGAUAUGGAACAUGGCGGUGCAGAUCGAGCUCAUCGUCUCCUUCCACAUGGGCCUGCCGAGCAUGCUGCAGGGCAUCGAGGCAGACACGCGCACCCCGUCCAACCUCCAAGACGAAGACUUUGACCAAGAUUCCACAUCCUUACCCCCGGCGAGACCGGCCACCGACCACACGCACAUGACGUACCCCAUCAACAAGACCAAAAUCCUCAGAGUCUUUGGUCAAAUCGCCCGCCAGGCGCACUCGCUCUCACCCCCCGAAUACACCGACGUGCUGCGGCUCGACGCCGCUCUGCAGGACACAUGGGGCGCUCUGCCGGGCUUCAUGCGCGUCCGCCCCCUAGACGAGUGCGUGGGCGACGCACCCGUCCUUUUGAUCCAGCGCUUUGGCCUGGCCGCGCUCUACAACAAGUGCCGCUGCGUCCUACACAGACGGUAUCUCGCCGAACCCGUUCCUGACAAAGACCACAACUAUUCUCGCCAGCAGGGCAUCGACGCGGCGUUGUCGCUGCUCGAAAAUCAGUAUCUUAUAUGGAGGCACUCGAAGCCGGGCAACGUGCUCAGCUCCACGUCGUGGUUCCUGUCGUCCCUGGCUGUACACGACUACUUGCUCGCGGCCAUGAUUGUGUAUCUGCUGAUCAAGAAUGAGAGUUAUCCCGAUGGAGAAGGGUUCGACUUUGAUGGCAAGAAGCCUGGCAAGGAGGAACUCAAAGGCAUGUUGAAGCGGUCCUUUAUGAUUUGGACAGAGGUAUCCGAUAACGUGGCUGAGUUGAGGAAGACGUCGGACACGCUGGCCGCCAUGUUGAGUAAACUGGGGGAUGCGGUGGACAAGGAAGUGACGAUACCAACACGAGGCUCGGAAUACCCGUCCUCGGGGUCGGUUGGGUGGUCAUCUUUAGCGGAGAAGAGUACUUGUAUUGGUGAAUCGGAUUUACUCUCAAGUAUCUGGAUUGAAGGCGCCUUUCUAUGCAUUUGCCACGGCCCGGAGAAGAAAUAA